AUGUACACCACAUUUCUGCUAGACAUACAAGAUUUUCAGGAGCAGGAAAGGAGAGCAUUAAACUAUGUAGCUGAAGGCAUCCUGUGUUUUGAAAAUCCUUUAAAUAUUUUCCAUAUAAGUGUAGCAAUCCAAGACAUUAAUGAUAAUGCUCCACAAUUCUUAAAGAACAAUAUCAGGCUUGAAAUAAUUGAAUCCACAUUACCAGGGGCCACAUUUUUUAUUGGAAGAGCAGAGGACCCUGACAUAGGAAAGAACUCACUUCAGAUUUAUGAAUUAAGCUCAAAUCAGUUUUUCUUACUGGAGGUUAAAGAUAGUCAAGUCGGACAUAAAUAUGCAGAACUGGUGCUACAGAAACCACUUGAUCGGGAGAGUGACCACUCCCUCCAGUUGAUCCUUACAGCCCUGGAUGGGGGUGAACAAAAAAAAUCUGGGACUGCUCAGAUAUGGAUUAAUAUUACUGACGCCAAUGACAACCCACCCAUCUUCAUGCAAGAUAUCUACAAGGUCAGCAUGCAAGAAAGUGUUCCUGUUGGAUCCCUUCUGCUCCAGGUUGCAGCCACAGAUAAAGAUGAUGGUAUAAAUGCUCAAAUUGAAUAUUAUUUCAGUAGCAUACCAACAACUGCCCAAAAGAAAUUCAGGCUGGAGCCGCACAGUGGAAAAAUUACCAUUAAGGAAAAUCUUGAUUUUGAGGAAACAGAGAAAUACACUAUGGCGGUAGAAGCAAGAGAUGGAGGGGGAUUAGUGGCUCACUGCAAGAUUGAUGUAAAGAUACUUGAUGAGAACGACAAUGCCCCUGAGAUGACUAUUGCCUCCUUGUCUAGCCCAGUUCCUGAAGAUGCUGUUCCUGGCACAGUGAUUGCUCUUGUCAAUGCAAAAGACAAAGAUUCUGGAGAAAAUGGGAAAAUUACAUGUUCCAUACAAGGUAACUGGCCCUUUAAAAUGUUAUCCUCCUCUAACAAUUACUACAAGCUCCUCACAGAUGGUCCCUUGGACAGAGAGAGAAAACCAGAGUAUAACAUCACAAUCAUUGCCACCGACAAAGGCACCCCAUCUCUCUCUUCAAACAAAACUAUCUAUCUCCAGAUUUCAGAUAUCAAUGACAACUGUCCUGCCUUUGAAGAAGGGGCCUACAAUGUCUUUGUGCCAGAAAAUAAUCCCGCAGGAGCCUCCAUUUUCAUGAUCAAAGCCUCUGACCCAGAUCUGGACCACAAUGCACAGAUCACUUACUCCAUCCUCAACAGCAACAUUGAGGAGCUGCCUCUCUCCUCUUUUGUCUCCGUGGGUGGGCACCCACAAAGGAAGGGAUUACAGGAACCCGAGGACUGUUGUCAUUCUCAUCCAAAAUAA
This is a messenger RNA of Sceloporus undulatus (fence lizard), 1347 nucleotides long. Its product is annotated as protocadherin gamma-B1-like. Gene Ontology annotation, cellular component: plasma membrane. Gene Ontology annotation, biological process: homophilic cell-cell adhesion. The transcript is spliced from 2 exons. Bases 1 to 1347 code for a protein of 448 amino acids. Gene Ontology annotation, molecular function: calcium ion binding. The record is from RefSeq and is a predicted model, not a curated record. Lineage: Eukaryota; Metazoa; Chordata; Lepidosauria; Squamata; Phrynosomatidae.